AACAAUUGUGAUGUUUUUGGUCACUCGGUCGCGUUCCUCUUCAAGUAUUGCUCAAGAAAACAAGACUCUUCCUUGUGCGGCGAACCAUGAAGAACAGUAUCGCUUUGACUGCUAAAAGAGUCAUGACAUCACUUAGUAGCAGCAAUAGCUCAACUCUUAAUCUGCGGAGCUACUGUUCUUCAUCUUCUCAUUCAUCAUCCUCGUCUCCUCCUCCCAACGCUAAACUUUUUGUUGCAGGUUUGUCAUGGUCAGUUGACGAGAAGUCCCUGAAAGACGCCUUCUCUUCCUUUGGAGACGUGACAGAAGUUAGGAUAAUAUAUGAUAAAGACUCUGGGAGGUCAAGAGGCUUUGGAUUUGUUCAUUUUUCUAAAGAAGACGAUGCGGAAUCAGCAAGAAAUGCCAUGGAUGGAAAGGCAUUGUUGGGUCGACCAUUAAGGAUAAGCUUUGCUCUCGAAAGGGUUCGCGGCGAACCAAUUGUUGUCCCUCGCCUUACAAAUGCUGGCGAAUUCACAAAUCGCAACAAACGAACAAAUUAAGCUUCUGCCAUUUGUAUCAUUUGAUGGUUUGAGAGAAAAUUUUGCAAUGUGUAAUAGCAACCACUGGUUUUGGGAUAUAAACUUAUUAUUUUAUUUAUAAAUAAUAAUGAAUUAAUAUCUUUUAGGCCAAA
This is a messenger RNA of Mangifera indica (mango), 667 nucleotides long. RefSeq names its product glycine-rich RNA-binding protein 4, mitochondrial. The transcript is spliced from 4 exons. The record is from RefSeq and is a predicted model, not a curated record. Gene Ontology annotation, molecular function: RNA binding. Lineage: Eukaryota; Viridiplantae; Streptophyta; Magnoliopsida; Sapindales; Anacardiaceae. The coding region runs from base 87 to 536 and encodes 149 amino acids.